UGUUGUACUAGAUGAAGCAAAUGGUGCGUCCGAGAAGUGUACACGCGAUCCGCGUCUUCGCGAAUUUGUUUUGAUUAUUUCGCGUUUUGAGUUGCAGCUCGGCGGUUCGUGAAAUUGGCGUACAGGACUUUAGAACGCCGUCAAUGAAUUUUUCGGUUUAUCCGUGUAAGUAGUGCCCUCAAGUGUUGCUAAAAAUCCAUUGGAAUAGUGAGCCGGGAAUAAACGUGUGUGCGUGAUUGGCCGUCGAAAUGGAUCCGUCCAAACUAGAUAAAAUGAAAGUGGUGGAGCUGCGUGCCGAACUAGCUGCCCGCGGUUUGGAUACAAAAGGUGUGAAGGCGGUGUUGGUAGACCGCUUGAAGCAGGCUUUGGAAGAUGGGGUCCCAGUAAUUGAAGAGAAUGUCACUGCUGAACGUGAACCCAGUGUACCGCCACCAGGUACACCAGGGGCAGCUGCAACACCAAGCCGACGUUCGCGCAGGACGAGGUCGGUAACGAGAUCCCCGUCUCCUCCGAGACGGCUAGAACAUGCUCUGGACCCGCUGCCCGAAGAGCCGGCACAAGGUGCGGACACUGUGCCUGCACCGGCAUCCAACGACCCGAUAAAGGAGGAUGAAGAUGAAUGUGAACCACCAGCGAAACGUCCUUCGUUGGAGCCCGUUCAACAACAGUUGGAGUCACAGAAAACGCCUGUGAAGGAAAGUGCGCCAGAAACAGAGAAGACAUCUGCGAAAGAAAUUGCGCCAGAACGACAGGAAACACCUGUGAAGGGAACUGCUACAGAAUCACAGAAGACGCCUAUGAAGGAUAGCGCGCCAGAGCCUAUGGAGGAAGAUACGGAAGACAGCGAUAAGAGUUAUACACGAAAUGCGACUAUAGUUGCCGAUGAAGUAGAGAAGGAAGAGGUUCGUCAUGAAGAUAAACCAAAGCCCGUGCAAAGUGAAUUCGAAAUUUUAGAGCAAAAAUCGGAGGACUCCGAGAUUACAUCAGCGCCUGCAGAAGCCAGAUCAGAACCUGAGGGAACGCUUGAGUCGCAGAAAGAGGAGGAAACCAGCAAUACGUUGGAGAAAGUAGCCGCGGAUGAUGUGUCCACUAAGUCGAAUACGGAGGAUUCUAAGAGCAGUCGGAAACUUUCUGCGGAUGAGGAUCGAAGCUCACGUCGACAUAAGCGAUCAUACUCACGUUCUGCAUCUCGUUCGCGAUCAAAAUCACGGUCGUCUCGGUCGCGAUCUCGAUCUAGAUCAAGGUCGCGUUCAAGAUCACGUUCGAGGUCGCGGUCUCGGUCACGAUCGAAGUCUCGUUCACGCUCCAGGUCACGUUCUAAAUCUAAGUCGCCGAAACGACGCAGGACACCGGAAGCCCAAGCGAUUGAAUUUCGCAAUGAGGAAGACGAACCGGUUAUUGAAGACAAGGUGGUCGGCCUCAGUUGGUUCGACUCUGAUUUGCAUUUGGGAAUCGAUCCAGUGGGCUUCACCUCGGCGAAGCCUCUAGCGGCCGAAGCUUUAGGCUUGGCCUGGGCCGGGGCUCGAGCGAAUUUUGGCGUGAAAUCUGGCAAGGUAGCCUACGAAGUGUCGAUCUCAGAGGAAAUCACUAGCACAGCAUUCCGCGGAGAGAAGCAUAUGCAGGGAUUCCGUUGCGGAUUUUCAACUACAGCUUCAGACUUGAUGCUGGGUGAAUCAGAAAACUCCUUCGCUAUUUGCGAAUCUGGGAAGAAAGCGUUAAACGGGCAGUUUGAGGAGUUUGGCAAACCUUUUGGUUUAGACGAUGUAAUCGGUUGCUAUCUGGAUUUGGAUAGUACUCCGUGCAUUGUAGAGUUCUCUCUUAAUGGCGAGAGAUUGGGAGCUGCAUUUGAGUUCGAUAAAUCCACACUUGGAGAUGAUAUUGCACUGUAUCCUCACAUCCUCACUAAAGGCUACGAGUUCAAAGUGAAUUUCGCUGACAGUGAAAAUCUUUUGGCAAACGCUGAACGUCCGAAACGUGAAGCUAAAAGACAAGAAACGACUCCACCGAAACGUAGUCGUUCUCGAAGUGUUGAGAAGUCCAAACCGGGUACCGGAGACAAUGAGGACAAUUGGGAUGAAGACGCAUCUGGAAAGAAAGAAGAGAAUGGUGAAAAACCAAACGCUAUUCCCGCUGAGAAGUCAGAUAUUUCGGACGAAGUAGCUGAUUCAAAUCAGCAGACAGCGGAAAAUAUCAAAGAGACUGAAGACGUUGAUAAUAAAAGUUCAGCUGAGAAACAAUCAGAGUCCGAUGGGGGAGAAAAGCGUGAUGAAUCGCAGGAUGUUGGCAGUGAUCCAGAUCCAUCAUCGCAAGAGGAAAUCCAACCCCGAGAACCAGUGAGUCUCCUCGAGGGGUACGAAUUAAUUGGUCUUGUCACCGAGGAACAUUUGAUAUCGGGGCCGCAGCGACCCGAAAGCCGUAAAGAGUGUGAAGUGAUUCUGAUAGUCGGCUUGCCCAAUUCGGGAAAAACCCACUGGCGAACGAACUAUGUUAAAGAACAUCCUGAGAAACGAUUCACUGUUAUUGGACCAGAUGCACUUAUUGAUAAAAUGAGGGUUGAUGGUAAACCGCGAAAGUCAUGUCAUGUUGGUAAAUGGGAAAAAGUUUAUGAUUUAUGUUUAAAAAGUUUAUCAGUUCUCGAAGACAUUGCCACUAAGAGGCGUCGAAAUUUCAUUCUUGAUCAGAACAAUGUAUUUGCAUCAUGUCAACGCCGUAAAAUGAAAGGUUUCGGAGACUUCAAGCGCAUUGCGGUUAUAUGUGUACCCAGCGAAGAUGAAUUGAAACGGCGCAACGAUUUGAAAAUUGCCGAAGAUGGAAUUGAAUUGGUUAAUGAGUCAACACUAAAUAAAAUGAAAGCGAAUUUCACUUUGCCCUCUGUGGAGUUUGGUUGGUUUGACGAGGUUCGGUAUACCGAUCUCGAAGGAGACGAAGCCAAGGAAGAAGUAAAAAAAUACAUUGAAAAAGGAAAGAAGGCGGUUCAAGCAAUGCAGGCUAAAUACAAGCGACGUCGACACGAUAACUAUCGCCGAGAUGACCGUCGUGGCGGUCGCGACGAUCGUCGCCGCGACGAUUAUCGCUCCCGUUGGAGGGAGGAUAGACGGGGCCGUGGAGGAAACAACCGCUGGGGUGGAUCUCAUGGCGGAGGUGGCGGUGACAAGCGAGGUGGUCAUUGGCGUGAUGAUCGCGGUUAUGGUGGCGGAGGAGGCGGCGGUGGUCGAUAUGAUCGUCGUGACAAUCGUUACUCGAGAGGAGGAGGAGGAGGAGGCGGCGCCGGAGGUGGUUCUUGGGUGCACAACAAUCGCCAGCCUCGCUAUGGCGAAGAUCGUUAUGGAGGUGGAGGCCGGCCUCAACAUUAUGGUGGAGGUGGCGGCGGCGGCGGAGGCGGAGGCGGACGUUAUGGUGGUGGAGAUUAUGGCGGCGGUCGCGACUACCGAGACAGAGGCUAUGAUCGAGAUCGUAAUGGUGGUGGUGGUGGCGGCGGCGGCGCCGGCAGUAGUCGACGUGAAAGUAGCCAUCGCGGUGGAAAUCAACGGGAUUUUCGGGGCGGCCACCGCGACCAUCGUUCCGAAGAUAGUCGCGGUGGCUAUGACCGAUCCUCAUCAAAAUAUUCAAGUGAUGCAGGAUAUGAAUAUAAAGGCAGUCGUUCGGGCAAUUCCAACAGCAAAAGUACAAACAGUAGUAAUACCAGCCAGAACAAUUGGGGAAGUAGCCAACAGCCACAACAACAGCAACAACAACACAUGCAGAGCAAUUGGGCAACAUCGUCGGGUAGUCAUCAGGGACAGAUGCAACAAUCUCAUCAACAGCAACCACAAUCACAACAGCAGUCUAGUUACUGGAACUACGAUAUGUCACAAGCAACAUAUGGCAAUCAGCAGCAGCAGCAACAAUGGUCGAUGAGCAGUGAUCCACGUCAGCAACAACAGUGGAUGAGUUGGUGGCAGCAACAAGGCAAUGUUUCUAUGAAUCCGCAGCAACAACAAUAUUGGUCGCAAUACGCACAGGCUUAUACGCAGGACAACAGCGGAAUGGGAGCUCAUACAUCUGCGUCAAUGACACAAAAAUCGCAAUCGUCAAAUUCGAGGGGCGAUUCAAAAAAUUGAAAAAUUGCGCCAAACGGGCAUUUUGAUUACAAACGCUUAUUUUAAUCGAAAUACUUAUUUUACUUCGCAAGAAACGAAUAGCAGCAGAUAUUAGCGACAGAAAACAGGAAGACGUGCACCGAUAGAAUAGUCUGUUGAUUCAUUGAUCGCCAUUGUUCUCGUGUUGUUUAUUUUUUGACUUCUUCUCAACUCCUAUUAGUUUAAUAACCUCGAGAUAUUUUAACCUUGAAGUUCCUCGAGAUAUUUUAACCUUGAAAAUACACAAAGAACAUUUCGAGUUGGGCAACCAACGUGUUGGCGGGAUAAAGCCUGCGACAAAAAUGCGUUUAGCGUCACUGCACAUAUUUCAUUCUGCUGAAUGAACACAUUAGCAUACAAUUGGCUAGUUUCACACUUUGGUUGUUUUAAAUUUUUACUAUUCCCAGUUGUUUUAUGAUUUGUAUGAAUGGACGAUUUGUCUUACUUUUUAGUUCCAAUUUAUCUAGUUCUAUUUUAUUCAAAGAUUCUAUUAUUAUUCUUAUAAUUAAUAUAUUUGGUUACAGUUUGAAUUUAAAUUAAAAAAAAUCUAAUUGUAUCUAAGGAUUCACUAGAAUACCUUUUCACCGCUAGAAAUAACACUGUUUUCCGACUUUUUUUCAUCAAUAUGAAGUUUGUGAACAAGUAAACAGCUGGUACCUUAGAAAUUUCAAUUUUGCUGAGCAUAAGAAAUUAUGAAGUGAGAUUUGAGAUUUCCUUUUUCUCAAAUCGACAAAAGUUACACUAAUCAUAAUGAUAAUGUAAAAUAAUAUCUACCAAUAGUUUUGAAAGAUACUACUACAUACUUAGAUUUAAUAAAUAAAAUUGGAAAAGAA
Hermetia illucens (black soldier fly) is the source of this 4951-nucleotide messenger RNA. Its product is annotated as heterogeneous nuclear ribonucleoprotein U. Gene Ontology annotation, molecular function: protein binding. The coding region runs from base 249 to 4100 and encodes 1283 amino acids. The transcript has 9 exons. NCBI's taxonomy places the organism in Eukaryota, Metazoa, Arthropoda, Insecta, Diptera, Stratiomyidae. The record is from RefSeq and is a predicted model, not a curated record.